Triticum aestivum (bread wheat) is the source of this 4608-nucleotide messenger RNA. Its product is annotated as disease resistance protein RPM1-like. Lineage: Eukaryota; Viridiplantae; Streptophyta; Magnoliopsida; Poales; Poaceae. Bases 1280 to 4030 code for a protein of 916 amino acids. Gene Ontology annotation, biological process: defense response to other organism. Gene Ontology annotation, molecular function: ADP binding. The record is from RefSeq and is a predicted model, not a curated record. The transcript has 11 exons.
UUGUUACUCACUUGUCUUGUUCUCCCAUGUUUAGAUUGGCAAAGAUGCUUCCUGCUGCCUUCCUUCAGUUGCUCACUUGUCUUGUUGUUCUCCAAAGUUUAGGGUAGUAAAUCUCAAGAGCAUUGGUAAGAGCAAUUGUUGGGUUGCCAGAACGCGUGGUGUGUAUAUCCUGAAGCGCACAAGGAGGAGGUCACCAGGUUCAAAUCCCUUCGGAUCUACAUCGACUGCAAGCCAGGUAUGGUUGCUGUUCUCUGGUUUUGACGGGCCAACUCAAGUUGAAGAUCAAAUCCGUCAUCAACAAGUAGCCAGCACACUCCCAGUCAUACCCAAUUACCCAUGGCUCCAUGAGGGUUCAGGAUCUCCACUGUUAAGCUGCAAUUACAACAAGGCCAGCCAAGCCAUGAGGUCUCUUUAUUUCGAGAUUCUUGUGAUGGUUUCAGAUUCAGAAGUGCACACCGUGGUCUAAGCUAUUACAAGCCAGAUACUGAAGCUCACGAGGAAGUCACUAUAGGCCCAUAUCUAGCAGGAUCUACAUCGAUUACAAGCCAGGUUCGCUGCCCUCAGUUUGGUCUGUUCCUGGUGAGGAUCCAUCAGAUUAUUCGGAUGGUUUCAGAUUCAGAAACGCACAAGGAGGUCACCAACAUCAGUCAGAUCUAAGCCAUUUCGAGGCAGCUUCCUAAGCACAAUAAAAAUUUCUCCUGGAAGGCCAAUCUUCUUAAUUUGUGACAACACCAAGGCCUAGCGAGCGUGAAGCUAUUUGCUUGAUUACCAUCAGGCCAUCAUACUGUAGUGGCCUCAGAUUCAGAAGUGCACACGGUGGUCUAAGCUAUUACGAGCCCCAGAUCCUGAAGCGCUCGAGGAGGUCACCACAGGUCGAAAGCCUUCCGGAUCUACAUCGACUACAAGCCAGGCCAGUAGGUGGUUGUUCUUUGGUUCUGUCAAGAAAAAAAAGGGAACAACAAGGACAUCUCAAGUUGAAGACUGAAUCCAGCUACUUAUUAUCGCCAACGAGCUAGCGCACUCUCAGGAUCUCAUGCUUCGGUGACAACUAGUCUGUUCGUUCCAGAUUCAGAAUAGCACAAGGAGGUCACGAACAUCGAUUUGAUCUAAGCCAUUACGAGACAGCACAAUAAAUAUUUCUUCUGGAAAAAAAGACGAGCUUCUAGAUCAGCUGGUCUGAUGAGUUGGCAGCCAUGUUCAGUGGCCAUUCUAAUGGUAUUGGGGAAAAUAUACAACUAGACCAUCACCCAAUAGUGAGACAUUAGCAAUUCUCAAAGUAAUGGCAGAGAUUGUGAUUCUUCUAGCCAUUCAAAAGAUUGGAAUUGCCUUGGCAAAGGGAGCGGCAGACCAGGUCAGUCUGCAGUUUGCGAAGUAUGGCACGCAACUACUAGAGCUACAGGGCAGCAUGGGCCGUGUUGCCAUGGAGCUUCGCGUAAUGCAUGAUGUUCUAUGUCAAAUGGAUAUUCGUAACCGCAACAAUCAAGUAUAUGAGGGCUGGUUGGAGGAGGUACAGAAAGUAGCAUAUGUGAUGGAGGACAUGGUGGAUGAGUACUUGUAUCUAGUUGGUCAGGAACAUGAUAUAGGUUGUUGUUUUUUCCUGAAAAAGGGGUUCAAAAAGCCAAGAUCUCUGCUUUCUUUGAACCAGAUAGCUUUCAAGGUGAAGGAAAUAGAGAAAAACCUUUCAUGUCUAUCAGAGACAAAAAACCGUUGGGUUCCCAUGAUAAACAACGGGGAUACUAGCAACUCAAAUUACAUUGUCAAGAGAUCCCAAGAUCUAGCAAACAUUUCACGCUCCCUUGAUGAAGAUCUAGUGGGGGUAGAUAAAAACAGAGAGAAACUUGAGCAGUGGUUGGGAGCUAAUGAUCUGGAGUGCUCUGUGAUAGCUCUGCUCGGAAUGGGAGGUCUUGGUAAAACCGCUUUAGCUGCAAAUGUCUACAAGAAGGAGAGGGAGAAGUUCCAGUGCUAUGCCUGGGUCUCCAUCUCUCAAACUUAUUCUAGAGAAGAUGUCUUGAGAAAUAUAAUUAAGGAACUUCUUAAAGAUAAUGUCAGUGUUCUAUCUAGCACUCUGGCUAUGGAUAUUAUGAGCCUUGAAGAGACACUAAAGAUAUAUCUGGAGCAAAGGAAGUACCUUAUCAUAUUGGAUGAUGUUUGGACUCCAGAAGCAUUUGAUGAUUUGUCUGGGGCACUUGCUCGUAAUGAUAAGGGCAGUAGACUGAUAAUCACAACAAGGGAAAACCGUGUUGCUGCACUUGCCUCUCAGGGACAUAUCUUAACACUUGAAGCUUUACAAAAAGACAAGGCAUGGGAUCUCUUUUGUAAGAAAGCCUUUCCAAAAGAUACAAACCAUGAAUGUCCUACAGAAUUGAAGCCAUUGUCCGAGGAAAUAGCUAGCAAGUGCAAAGGCUUGCCUCUUGCUAUUGUGUCAAUUGGUAGCCUCUUGCGUGUGCGUGAGAAAACCAUGGAAGAAUGGAGAAGGAUAAAUGACCAACUAAGCUGGGAGAUAAUCAAUAAUUCAAGGCUCGACCAUAUAAGGAAUGUUUUGUAUCUAAGCUUCGUCUACCUUCCAACUUACUUGAAAAGUUGUUUCUUGUACUGCAGUCUAUUUCCAGAAGACUAUGUUUUACACAGGAAACAACUUGCACGGUUAUGGGCAGCAGAGGGGUUUGUCGAGGAGAGGGGUGAAAGCACAUUAGAAGAAGUGGCGGAGGGCUAUUUAAAGGAGUUGGUUGACAGAAACAUGCUACAACUUGUCGAGAGGAACACAUUUGGUAGGAUGAAGACAUUCAGAAUGCAUGAUAUCUUGCGUGACUUGGCAUUGGACUUGUGCCAAAAGAACUGCUUUGGUGUUACUUAUGACAGUAAAUGUGAGGGGUCUCUUGAGAUGGUUGGACGACGGUUGGUAGUCCACAAACUAAAGAAGAAGAAGAAGAAUCAGCCAAUUUCUGGUAUACACCAACUUCGUACAGUGAUUACAUUGGACAAUAGCAUGCCAUCAUCCACUAUACCUUUGCUAUUCACGGAGUCAAGAUAUAUAACAGUGCUAGAAUUACGUGGUCUGCCCAUUGAGGAGAUUCCAGAAGCUAUUGGCGAUCUUUUUAAUCUCCGCCAUUUGGGUUUGCGUGGUUCAAAGGUGAAGAUGCUCCCUAAGUCUAUUGAGAAGCUUUCAAAUUUGUUGACACUUGACCUUUAUGAAUCUGAUAUACAUGAGCUACCUAGUGGGAUUGUGAAACUGAAGAAACUCAGGCACUUAUUUGCUGAGAGAGUAAUUGAUCCAACUUGUAGAGAGUUCAAAUGGGGCAGUGGCAUGUGUAUCCCCAAUGGUCUUGGAAAUCUAACAAACCUGCAGACAUUGCAAGCAUUGGAAGCACAAGAUGAAUCUCUUAGGCAUUUAGGGGAGCUGAGGCAAAUGAGAAGCUUGAGGUUAUGGAAUGUGAAGGGAACUUACUGUGGGCUUAUCGGCGAAUCUCUAGUUCAGAUGCAGUAUUUGGCCUACCUAGAUGUGGCUGCGAGCGACAAGAACGAGGUUCUCUCGCUGAAUGUCUGCCUGCCAAGCCUGCAAAAGCUAAGUUUAAGAGGACGACUAGCGGAAGGGGCAUUGGACGAGUCUCCUCUCUUCCAAGCUGUUGGGGGGCAGAACUUGUAUGAAUUGUCUCUAUACUGGUCACAGCUGAGAGAAGACCCCCUGCCAUCCCUUUCUCGGUUGUCAAACUUGACGUGUCUACGUCUCAUGAGAGCAUACAACGGAGAGCAGCUGGCAUUUCUCACGGGGUGGUUCCCCAAGCUAAAGGUUCUCUGGCUAAGGGACCUGCCUAAUCUGAAUCGGCUAGAGAUACAGGAAGGCGCCAUGGCGAGCCUGGAAAGAUUAGUCUUAAGCAACCUCAGAAGCAUGACGGAGGUCCCAGCUGGCAUUGAGUUCCUCAUGCCCAUCCAGUAUCUAGCCUUCUGGCAAAUCACCGGUGACUUCUUGGCGUUGCUGCGUCAAUGUUCUGCAAUUCAACUGACGCAGUGGAAGCAUACUCUCCGACGUUGACCUGCCACACUGGCCAGGAAUGUCCAUGCAGGUCACCGGCUGGAAGGAAGAUGCUUCUCUCUACUUGGGCCGGACGCAUGCAGAUUGGUCGCAGAGGAGUCAGGGCGUCAAUGCAUGCAUCGAUCUCAAGAUGCAUCAUAUCAUAUGCAGUGUUGGUAUACGUCAGUGCCGCAGUGGUGCAGCUGAUGUAGUACUGUACACCAUUUCAAGGUUUUCUCUGCUUUUUCAAGAAGCACCAUAAAACUCUGUUCUUUGGCUUCCUCUGCUUUAUUUCAAGGCAUACUUCUGUCCUGCUCCACCUUCGCCUACGGAGCUCUUCACUUGUGUUGCUACUGCCUCUACUAUAUAUUUGUGUGCUUUUGCUUCUAUGACUGCACUUAUUGUUGCAAUAAGACUCAAACCAAGUCGUGUUUUCAUCUUUGAGACUAUUUUUCAUUUUUGCAUUACCUGUUUGAACUGUGUGUGUGUGUACUUGUUCUGUUCGCGUCUCUGUGCGCUAGUUGUGAACCGUGUAUGAUAUCGCCUACGUAUUUCAGCUGUGGCUGUUAAAUAUAAAGGGCGGCUCAUGUUGUGAUUCA